AUGCAAGCAAUCUCGGCCAAUUUCUUCACUGGCACUCACCAGCGAAUCUCUGCACUAUCCAAAAUCAGAUUCUACCGAAAUUUCCCAUCCCUGAGCACCUUACCAGCUGCAGACUUCGCAACACUAUGCCUAAGUAUUCUUCUUGUUCAGCAGCUGCCCUCAGGGAAGGCAACGCAAGUGCAAUCGUCGCUCUACUCUAGCGUCAAGAAUUUCAUCACCAUCCUAGAAGCUUCGGGUGAAAUUUCUCUUGAUCUUGCGCAUAGCAGAGUCUUGGUUGCCUUCUACGAGAUGGGCCACGGUCUUCACACUGCAGCGUAUGUGUCGGUGGCAGCGACUGCGCGAUUAGCCCGUUCUCUUGGUCUUCACAGAAAGCCGUGGCGCUCCCUGAACCCCGAAUCUGACAAUCUAUUAUCGGAAGAGCAGAAGCGGACAUGGUGGGCUAUAAGUAACAUGGACAGAUUUAUCAAUCUAUGCUCCGGAGAUGCCUUGUUCGUAACUGGUGACUCGGAGCAAUCGGAUCCUCUACCGAUCGAAGACUUAUUGUGGGCAGAGGGCUCAGAUCUGGCUGAUCUCAGCAGGUCCGUCACUACACCUCCAACCCUCGACACACCAUUCAACACCAGGGUAGGCCAGAUGGCCCGGGAGUGCCAAAUAUCUCAUCUCGCGGGACGGGUGAUUCGCCACGUUUUUGAGCCAAUUUCAGAUCGUGACUUCAAUAUGGAAGAAGGGCUCCAGCUCGAACGCACCUUGACAGCCUAUCUACCUCUUCUUGCCAAUGAAGAGCUCGAGAUAGGCAAGUAUUGCGGAGCAUUUGGGGUAUGCAAUAGCGCUCUUUUCAUCCUCUACGAAUCCAUGCUAAGCCGCUAUGACGGUGACUCUUCCGACAGAAACCGAGUCCUGCAAGCAAUCAAAGAAACGUCAUGGCGCGCUCUCAAAUUUGCUGAAGCAACUCACGCAGAUCGAUUCGAGAACUAUCCUAUCGAAACACAGUCACCGUAUCUCAUUUAUUCUCUAUACCAAGCGGCAGUCGUACAAUAUCGGCUGUGGGUACAGGAAUGUGAUCCCGUCUACCAACGAAACCUUGAAUCCCUCAAAGACAUACUGAACGCUUUCACCAAAAGAUGGAUGAUAACAUACCAAUAUCUCGAAAUUCUCGAUGGACUUGAUGAAAGCUGGCCGCCCAUCGCGCUACCUUUCCAAGGGCUUUUCAUCAGUUCAGGAAGACCAAGAGUUUCAUCUUGA
Molecule: messenger RNA, 1242 nt
Organism: Cladophialophora immunda
Lineage: Eukaryota; Fungi; Ascomycota; Eurotiomycetes; Chaetothyriales; Herpotrichiellaceae
Exons: 3
Coding region: 1-1242 (413 amino acids)
Biological process (GO): DNA-templated transcription
Cellular component (GO): nucleus
Molecular function (GO): DNA binding; zinc ion binding
Source: RefSeq, a predicted model, not a curated record